This is a messenger RNA of Arabidopsis lyrata subsp. lyrata, 899 nucleotides long. RefSeq names its product major centromere autoantigen B. Bases 348 to 752 code for a protein of 134 amino acids. The record is from RefSeq and is a predicted model, not a curated record. The transcript has a single exon. Lineage: Eukaryota; Viridiplantae; Streptophyta; Magnoliopsida; Brassicales; Brassicaceae.
CCUUUAAAUACAUAUCCGCCUCUGAGUUAAAGAAUAUUUGCAAGAAAUGAAUAAUCUAAACACAAUUUGUUUAAUUUACUUAAAAGACUAACUCGAUUCAUCUUUGAAACAAAAAGCACUAGUAUAUAUAUUGUAAAAUCUAUUUUGCUCGGUCAAGGUUGGAAGAAGUCAAACUCUAGGUGCCAAAAUUAGCGAGUAGAAUGAUUGAGAGCAUAUUAUAUAUAAGAUGCAAGUGGUGGAUCGUGGAUCGUAUAUAUAUAUAGGUUUGCUUAUAAAACACAAAGAGGUCAAAAUUCAAAUUAUGAUUUCAGGAAAGAAAAAAGAAAAAGGACAAAAAGAGAAAGAGGAUGGAGAAACAAUUAUAUCCAAACAUGGAAGCUGCUCACGUCGAACGAGGCAUCGGAACACUAGACUCGUCGCCGGAAAAGGAGAAGGAAAAAUCCCAUAAGCAUAGAGGACUAUUUCACCUCCACCAUCACUCAAAAGAUGAGAAAGAUGAAGACAAAAAGAAAGAAGGAUCAAAGAGAGAGAAGAUAGCUGCAGCAAUGGUUGGUCUUGGAGCGACACUCAAGAAAGUUAAGCAUCCGCGCCACCAUGGAAGCGGUGGAAAAGAGGAACAAGAAGGAGCAGCAGAGGAAGAAGAAGUAGAAGAAGAAGAAGAGGAGGAGGAGGAAGAUGAUGGUGGAGAUGAAGAAGAGGGAGGCAAGUUUAGUGCUUUCAUUUCGAUAAUCGCCAAAGCAUUUGAAGAAUAGAAAUUGUACAUUAAUUUGUUAUUACUUUGUUGUAUUUUGUUUAUCCUAACUUGUUAUCAAAUUUAGUAUUUGUAACGUUUCCCUCUUAGCAAACGUUAAAAUGAGAUUUUUAAUUAAAUGAUUUAUAAAAUGGUAUAUAGUUUUAUA